AUGCAACUGCCAGCUACUCUCAGUGAUUUACUACUACAACCUACCACACUGUCCCUGUUCACUGAAUAACUCCAGCAGCUUCUGCAGCAGAGUCCAAUUCUCCAUAAUCUCUAAAGGUUCAAGGAGAGUUAUUUUGUAAAAAUAGCAGAAUUGGAAGCGAGAGAGCCAGUGUUAGAAGAAGUGUGUCAGAGGAAGUCAUCAUGUCUCUAGAAGUGAAGGAGAAGACUGAGGUGCGUCUGGUGUUCCUGGGGGCGGCUGGCGUGGGAAAGACGGCCCUGAUCAGCCGCUUCCUCCAGGACACAUUCGAACCCAAGCACCGGCGCACCGUGGAGGAACUGCACAGCAAGGAGUUCGACAUCGGAGGGGCCAAGGUCACCAUCCACAUCAUGGACACCAGCGGCAGCUACUCCUUCCCGGCCAUGAGGAAGCUCUGCAUUCAGAACAGCGACGCGUUCGCCCUUGUGUACGCCAUCAAUGACCCGGACUCCCUGGAGGCUGUCAAGAGCCUGCGAGACGAGAUCCUGGCGGUCAAAGAAGACAAGUUCACACCCAUCGUGGUGGUCGGCAACAAGACGGACCGGCAUGGCGAGAGGACGGUGUCCAGCGAAGACGUGCUGUCCACUGUGGAGCUGGACUGGAACAACAGCUUCUUGGAGACGUCUGCCAAGGAGAACAACAACGUACUGGAGGUGUUCAGGGAGCUGCUGCAACAAGCCAACCUGCCCAGCCGGCUGAGCCCCGCACUGAGACGACGCAGGGAGACCUUCCCCAAAGACGGCAACAAACGGCCCCCCAUGAACAAGACCAACAGCUGUCUCAUUUCCUAAGGCAGAGGGGCUGGAGGGGUCUGACAGACAGACAGAGAGGCUGAGGAUGGGGACCCGAAGCUGGGUCAGUGUUACAGACAAACACAGUGGUGUUGAAUGUGCUACUACUGCUGCUGCUAUAGACCGUGCUGCUGAGUUGGAGUCUGACAGCUUCAAUUCCCUGUAAGCCUCCUCAUCUAACCAUCCUAAGUAUCUCCACCACAGCAUUUCCACUGAAGUAGAGGAAAGGAACACUGACUGUUAAAGGGGAAGUGGAAUUAAUGACAUGACACAGGUGCGGGACAUUGAUAAACAGAAACUAAAUGAAAGAAGUGCAAGAACACUGAAUGUCCUGAAUGUGGUGGUGUCAUUGUUAAAAAUAUACUGUGACAGUGCAAAAGUGGCAAUGAGCUUACUUUGUCAAGUUUUCAAUCUAUGUCCUACUAUGUUACUGUUGUGUUUGCUGUGACUAUGUUACUGUGACGAUAGACAGUUGUGGC
Molecule: messenger RNA, 1306 nt
Organism: Oncorhynchus kisutch (coho salmon)
Lineage: Eukaryota; Metazoa; Chordata; Actinopteri; Salmoniformes; Salmonidae
Product: ras-related protein Rap-2a-like
Exons: 1
Coding region: 201-827 (208 amino acids)
Molecular function (GO): GTPase activity; GTP binding
Source: RefSeq, a predicted model, not a curated record